Patella vulgata (common limpet) is the source of this 2196-nucleotide messenger RNA. Its product is annotated as angiotensin-converting enzyme. The record is from RefSeq and is a predicted model, not a curated record. Gene Ontology annotation, molecular function: metallopeptidase activity; peptidyl-dipeptidase activity. The transcript has 15 exons. Gene Ontology annotation, cellular component: plasma membrane. The coding region runs from base 64 to 2196 and encodes 710 amino acids. Lineage: Eukaryota; Metazoa; Mollusca; Gastropoda; Patellidae. Gene Ontology annotation, biological process: proteolysis.
AGAUAAAGUGUAUUUUAUUCUACACGCGGCUAUAAGCACGGCACCCUUCAUGGUGUUACAAUAAUGAGGGUAUACCUAGCCAUUCUUCUGCUUGGAAUCCUCCAAGAUUCGGAAUGCCAAGGCUCCGAAGAAGAUGCCAAGAAAUGGUUAAUGGAAUAUAACGUGGCAUUUGGAGAAAUGCUUAAUGAACAGGUGAAUGCUGAUUGGACGUAUAACACUGAUAUAACAGAUAAAAAUGAACAAAAACAGGUUGCAGCAACUGUUAAAUUAUCAGAAUUCAACAAGGAAGCUGCUAACAAUGCAUCCACGUUUGAUUGGAAGAAUUUUAACGAUGCCGAUAUUAAACGCCAGAUGAAGAAGGUUUCAGAUAUUGGUCCAGAUGCUCUGAAAGAUGCUAAAAAGGUUCAACAGUUAAACGAGGCUAUAUCCGGUAUGACGUCAAUAUACAGCAAGGCCACCAUUAACCUCAACAAUGAAACACUACAGCUUGAUCCAGGUAUAAGUGAACUUCUGGCAUCUUCCCGGAACUAUGAACUACUACAAGAAGCCUGGAAACUAUGGCGUGAUGCAUCUGGUGCGAAGAUGAAGACCAUGUAUCAGACGAUGGUAGAACUCAGCAACGAAGGAUCCAAAGAAAACGGUUACCCAGAUACAGGUGCCUUUUGGAGAACACCUUACGAAGAUGCGGAUUUUCAGGACAGCGUAGAAGAACUUCUGGUACAACUGAAGCCGAUGUAUAUGGAGCUCCAUACAUAUAUUCGUAAAAAGUUACGUGAUUUAUAUGGGGCGGAUAAAUUCCCAGCAUCCGGUCAUAUUCCUGCACAUAUUCUAGGUAACAUGUGGGCCCAGCAAUGGAAUAAUAUAUACGAUAUAGUCAUACCAUAUAAAAAUAAACCCAGUGUUGACGUCACACCGGAACUCAUAAAACAGAAUUACACGGUCGAAAGAAUGUUUAAAACUUCAGAAAGUUUCUUCACCUCCAUUAAACUAGAAGAAAUGGUGCCCUCGUUUUGGACGGAUUCGUUAUUUACUCGCCCUGCAGAUAAACAAGUCGUCUGUCACGCUUCAGCCUGGGAUUUCUACAACGCUCAAAAUUUCAGAAUAAAGAUGUGUACUAAAAUCAACAUGGAGGACCUGAUAACAAUACACCAUGAAAUGGGACAUGUGGAAUAUUUUCAACUUUAUAAAGAUCAACCGGAAGUUUACAGAGAUGGCGCUAAUCCAGGUUUCCAUGAAGCCAUAGGUGAUACCAUUGCUCUAUCUGUGGCCACACCAAAACAUCUUAGAGAGAUAGGUCUACUGGCACCAGGAGCCGAUGAUUCUGAAGCUGAAAUUAAUUUUCUGAUGAGUAUGGCUUUGGAGAAGAUAGCUUUCUUGCCAUUUGGAUAUUUAAUCGACCAAUGGCGAUGGAGUGUUUUUAGUGGAGAAACUCAACCAGACCAAUACAACCAACACUGGUGGGAUUUAAGAUGUAAAUAUCAAGGAAUUUCGUCACCAGUAAAACGAACCAAAGACGAUUUUGAUCCUGGUGCCAAAUUUCAUAUUCCAUCAAAUGUUCCUUACAUCAGAUAUUUUGUAAGUUUUGUGAUACAGUUCCAGUUCCAUCAAGCUCUAUGUAAAGCUGCUGGUCAUACUGGUCCGUUACACAGGUGUGAUAUAUACAGAUCAGAGGCAGCUGGUCAGGCACUCAGAACGGCAUUAAGCCUAGGAUCAUCUAAACCAUGGCCGGAAGUGAUGACCAUCUUGACUGGUCAAGCUAAAAUGGACACUGGACCUCUUCAGGAGUAUUUUACACCACUGACCGAAUGGUUAAAGUUGCAGAACAAGGAUGAGAAGAAGGGAUGGGAUGAAAGUUGUCCUGAAACUGAUGAAGCAGCUGAAGAGUUUCUCAGAGACUACAACACCAAAGUCCAAGAUGUGAAUUAUCGUACAAGUGUUAUCAGCUGGAAAUAUUCUACUAAUGUCACUGAUACAAACGAAGCAAACAGGAUACAAGCUGAAUUGAAAGCUGCUGAGUUUACAAAAGAGGCGGCUAAAAAUGCUUCUAACUUCGACUGGAAACAGCUUGAUAACUGGUCAUCUCGUCGCAAGUUUAAAUUCAUCACUAACAUUGGAACAGAUGCAAUGACAAAUAAAACAAAAAUAGAAAGGUUGAGUACAGUAGUAUCCAAGAUGGAGGAAAUUUUUAGUAAAUAA